This is a messenger RNA of Entrophospora candida, 1248 nucleotides long. The record is from the annotation of a GenBank genome assembly. Lineage: Eukaryota; Fungi; Glomeromycota; Glomeromycetes; Entrophosporales; Entrophosporaceae.
AUGUAUAGAAUCAGCGAUCCAAACCAAUAUUUGGUAAAAACUGGUGCUUUUAUCGAUGAUGUCAAAUUAUGUAAAAAAGCAUGGAUAUUCCCUAAUCAAAGAUCCAUGUUUUUUGACAUCACUCCCGCAAAUUACACUUUACAACUUCAGGCUAUGACUGCCGAAAAAUUGGAAUUCAAUCUUCCUGCUGUUUUUACUAUCGGCCUUGAACGUUAUGCUAAAUUAUUGGCAGCACAUGAUAAAAGUUCAGAUCACGUCAAAGAUUUAGUUAGAGGUAUCAUUGAAGGUGAAACUCGUGUGAUUGCUGCAGCUAUGACUAUGGAAGAAAUUUUUCGCGAAAGAAAAGGAUUUAAAGAAGAAGUCAUUAAAAGUGUACAAGCUGAAUUGGAUCAAUUCGGUUUAUUUAUUUAUAAUGCUAAUGUUAAACAAUUACAAGACACCCAAGGAUCUGAAUAUUUUGCCUACAUGCGUAUGAAAACUCAUGAAGGUGCUGUAAAUCAAGCCAAAGUUGAUGUCGCUGAAGCUAAAUAUAAAGGGGAUGUGGGGGCCAAAGACAGAGAAGGUUCGACGAGAAGAGAAACUUCAAAGAUUGAAGCUGAAACAGUUUUAGUUGAAAAAGAGCGUCAAGUUGCUAUUGCACAAGCUGAAAUGAAUCUCAGCACUAAAAAAGCAGAAUACAAUAAACAAACGAAAAUAGCAGAAAUUGAAGCUGCACAAGCUGCAAAGAAACGUGAAGCCGAACUUCAAAAAGAAGUUGAAGAACGUAGAUUAUUAUCAGAGACUGAAAGACUUAGAGUUCAAUAUGUUUCUAAAGCUAAAGCCGAAUUUGAAGCUAAUAAGGCAAAUUCUGAUGCUAAAUUGUACACUGCUCAAAAAGAAGCCGAAGCCGAAUUAUACAAGAAACAAAAAGAGGCCGAAGGUGUAUUAGCUUUAUAUAAUUCUCAAGCUGAAGGUGUCAAAAAUUUGAUGCAAGCAUUUGAUGGCGAUACCCAAUCAGCUAUUCAAUAUAUCAUGAUUCAACGUGAUACAUUCCAACAAUUGGCCAAAGAAAAUGCUUUAGCAGUUCAAGGUCUUAAUCCUAAAAUCACUGUUUGGAAUACUGGUGGAGAAUCGUCUGCACAAUCUUUUAAUAAUCCAAUCUCUAACAUAUUUCAAUCUUUACCUCCACUUUUAUCAACAAUUCAAGAUCAAACUGGUAUUAAACCUCCUAAUUGGAUUGCUCAAGUGCCUGAUAAUACUUCCACUUGA